AUGUGCUUCAAAUCGAAUAAUCGAAUCGAAACCAAUCAUUUUCAAUUGGAUCUGCAAGCGGGACAUUUAAGGAUCAAGUGGAAGGAGAGUCGAGGGUCUGCAGUGUCGAAUGUGACCGCCAUUACCGAUGAAAGGGCAACGAAACUCGAAAGCCUAACAGUAACUGGAAUCCCGAGCUCCGAGGAUGUUCGAUUUCGUCCUGGAAUAGAUUAUAUUCGAGAUCUUGGCGUUGCCACAGUCCUAAAGUACGAAAUAUAUUCCAAAGAUCUGAUAGUACUUGAAACUGAAAGCAGUUUAAUGGAGGGACCUUCUGAUUUGACUUUAAUCUACACUUUGUCCAGUGGGAAUUCCAUAGAUUCCCACGCCGCAAACACUUAUAUUCGGGGAACGAUGAACAACUUGAAGACUAUUCAGAUUUGCCAUGGGCAAGAGUCCCAAACUCCCGAGUUCUGGAUGGAAGAUGGUAUUUUCAGAGGCAAAGCACAAUUAAGGCUGCUCGCUUUUCAAGGAUUCAAGAUGGAAAAUCUCACAGCGCACACUUUGGAAGAUUUAAAAGGCUUGAAAAUAUUGAAUUUUAUUAACACAACUGUCGAGGAUCAAAGCUUCUUGAGCUCUGAGACUCUGCGGAGGAACCUAGAGAUAUUCAUCAUGAACACUGAGCAGGUCAAAGUGGAACUGAGAUAUUUCGAAAACUAUUCCAUGUUGAAGUUCGUUAAUGUUGUUAAUUAUGAGCCACAUGAGAAUCUAACAGCAUUCGUGUGUGAUUCAGAGACUUGGAAAUACGAUUGCAAGUUCUCGCGCGGCCCAGACGGCAGGAGAUGUCCUGGCAAAUGUCAAUGCUACUAUGAGCAACGGAGCAGCGAGUUUAAAAUAGAUUGCAGAAACCGAAAUCUCACCGAAAUACCGCCAUUACCCACUGCGAUGGAGGGCAAGCCAGUGCUUCUUUUUAGUAACAACAAUCUCAGAGCUCUGCCCAGCAAUGGCAUGGAGAUACCCGGCUAUAACCAACUGCAGACUCUCGAUGUGGCUGCCAACAAGAUCACUAGCCUCGGCGUUCACCAGCUGCCACAGAGGCUGCAACAUCUCAGCCUUUCCUAUAACAACAUUACAGCCCUCGACAAGAAGGUGGUCGAAUAUCUGGCCAAACACAUUGCCGUCCGUCACUUUGGAAACUCGUGGUUUUCCGACUGCGAGGACAAGGUCCUUCAGGAGUACAGCUACCUGAUUGGGAACUUUAGGGGGAAGAAAGAUGCAGAAAUCCUUCAUUUCCUUCAGAGUCGUGCGGAAAGAAAUCGAUUUUCGGAAAAUCCAUGGAGCUGCUUUUGGGAGAUACGAUUCCUGAUUUCCUUUCUGGGAAAACGCGAGGGCAUGAAAUAUAUAGCGCCAUUGGACUAUACAGACUUUCGCGGCCCAUGUCCCGAGGCUUGUAGCUGCCUGCUUACCUCCUAUCCCACGGAAUUCAUCGUUGACUGCAGUGGCGAAGGCCUCUCGGCGAUACCCCCAUUACCCACGCCCAAGGAUCGUCCGACGACGCUUUUAUUUCAGAACAAUAAACUCCGCGCAUUGCCCAAUGAUACGUGGCCAGGGUACGGGAAUGUGGGGCGACUCUUUUUGGCCAACAAUCGACUGACAGCACUCCAUCAUCUGCCGCACAACCUCACCUACUUGGACAUUCGAAACAACAGAAUAUCUGCCAUAAGGAGAAAGACUCUAGAGUUCCUUGCAAGGCGAAAGGAAUCGUCAGAUCUGAGGCUAUUCCUGUCUGGAAAUCCCUGGGCUUGCACUUGCGAGGAGAAGGAUUUCCUGGGAUUCGUGAAGGGAGGAGGUUCCAGAAUCGGAGAUGCUACAAAUAUCACCUGCGGGGACACCCCAGGGAACCUCCUGAUAGACACAGAGGAGAGUGACAUAUGCCCCUCUGGCCUCGUGCACUAUGUGACCCUCACCGUUUCGUUCAUGCUGAUGGUCCUGACCAUAAACCUAAUUAUUUACUUCAAACAGCCCCUCCUGAUCUGGUGCUACGAGCACGACGUGUGCCUGAGCCUCGCCGCCCGGAGGGAACUCGACGAACGCAAGAAGUUCGAUGCAUUUCUAUCCUUCACCCACAAGGACGAGGAACUGAUUGGGGAGUUCGUGGAGAGACUGGAGAAUGGCGGCCAGAAGUUCCGACUCUGCUUCUAUCUGCGCGACUGGCUCGUGGGCGAGUCCAUUCCCGAGUGCAUCAGCCAAUCCGUGAAGGACUCGCGGCGCAUCAUCAUCCUGAUGACAAACAACUUCCUGAAGUCCACUUGGGGGCGUCUGGAGUUCCGUCUCGCUCUCCAUGCCACCUCCCAGGAUCGAUGCAAGCGACUGAUUGUGGUCCUCUAUCCCGAGGUGGAGAACUUUGAUGAUUUGGACAGCGAACUGCGCGCCUACAUGGUGCUGAGCACGUACCUCAAGCGAGACGAUCCCAAUUUCUGGAGCAAGCUGAUCUAUUCGAUGCCCCAUACUCGGCAGGGAGAGCCCUGA
Messenger RNA from Drosophila obscura, 2505 nucleotides. Its product is annotated as protein toll-like. The transcript has 2 exons. Bases 1 to 2505 code for a protein of 834 amino acids. Lineage: Eukaryota; Metazoa; Arthropoda; Insecta; Diptera; Drosophilidae. Gene Ontology annotation, cellular component: membrane. Gene Ontology annotation, biological process: toll-like receptor signaling pathway; innate immune response. Gene Ontology annotation, molecular function: transmembrane signaling receptor activity. The record is from RefSeq and is a predicted model, not a curated record.